Parathielavia appendiculata is the source of this 1848-nucleotide messenger RNA. Its product is annotated as MFS general substrate transporter. Gene Ontology annotation, cellular component: plasma membrane. Gene Ontology annotation, biological process: transmembrane transport. The record is from RefSeq and is a predicted model, not a curated record. Gene Ontology annotation, molecular function: transmembrane transporter activity. The transcript is spliced from 5 exons. Bases 1 to 1548 code for a protein of 515 amino acids. Lineage: Eukaryota; Fungi; Ascomycota; Sordariomycetes; Sordariales; Chaetomiaceae.
AUGCUUGCCCAAUUUCUGGUCUCGAUUGACCGGACGAUCAUUUCCACGGCCAUCCCAUACAUCACGCAUGAAUUCAGAUCCACGCCGGACAUUGGCUGGUAUGGCUCAGCGUACUUGCUCACAGCGUGUGCAUUUCAGCCCAUGUUUGGCCGGAUCUUCACGCUAUUCUCGGUCAAGAAGGCGUAUCUGUUUGCUCUUUUCUUGUUCGAGGCUGGAUCGCUGCUUUGCGGCGUUGCACCGAAUUCGAUCACCCUGAUUAUUGGACGAGCUAUCGCAGGCCUCGGUAGCGCGGGCAUCCUGACGGGGAGCUUUGUGAUUGCAGGAGCGGCUGUGCCGCUCCAGAGGCUUCCGAUCUACAUGGCGGUGGUUGGCACCAUGUUCGGUGUCGGGGCCACAACAGGGCCUCUGCUUGGCGGCGUCUUCACAGAUCUUGUGUCAUGGCGCUGGUGCUUUUACGUCAACCUCCCAGUAGGAGGCGUAACGGUCGCGGCCAUGGUCUUCUGUUUCAAACCCAAGAAGUGCGGGAACUCCGAUCGCGGGUUCGUCGAACUGUUGCUGGACCUGGACUUGUUCGGGAAUGUGUUGAUCAUUGGGGCCGCCGUCAUGUUGUUCCUGGCGCUUGAAUUCACCACACAGGGGAUCGAGUGGUCCGACAAAAAGGUAAUCGGCCUCCUCGCCGGCUCCGGGAUCGAUACCAUCGUCUUCGUCGUUUGGCAAUGGAAGAAAGGGGAAGCGGCUCUGAUUCCGCCACGGAUCGCGACACAGCGCACUGUGGCGGCGUCGUGUGGAAUGUCCUUCAUGGUCUACGGGGCGCUAAUCAACCUGACAUUCUUCUUACCCGUGUGGUUUCAGGCGAUUCAGGGCGUGAGCGCCCUGCAGUCCGGCAUUGACACGAUCCCAUACUUUGUGGUCAACGCCGUCUUCGCACUGCUGGCGGGCGUUUUCGUGUCAAAGAUCGGAUACGCGACACCCCCGGCGGUGAUCGGGAGCGUUAUCGGCACCGUCGGCCUUGGAACGUUGACUCUACUUCGGGUCGACUCGACGACGGCGCAAUGGGCGGGCUACCAGGUGCUGACAAGCGCGGGCUUUGGGAUCGCGAUCCAGCAGGGCUUCACGGCGGUGCAGACCGUGCUCUGCGACGAGGACAUGGCCAUCGCCACAGCGGCCGUGGUGGCAGCGCAGUCGCUCGGUGGUGCCGUGUUCCUCUCGGUGGGGAACAGCGUGUUCCAGCACCGGCUCCUUCAUGCGACGGCAUCGCACGCCCUGGGCAGCGUCGACAUCAAGAAGGUCAUCGACAGCGGCGCGGCCUCGUUCCGGCACGUCGUGCCUGCCGAGGACCUGCCCGUCAUGCUGGAGAUAUACAACAAGGCGCUCACUGCAGUUUUCACGGUGGCGGUUCCGGUCGGAGGGCUGGCUGCCAUCAUUUCGUGCUUCAUCGAGUGGAAGUCGGUCAGGGCGGAUAAGGCGGGUGGAGCGAAUGAGGAGGGGGGAAAUUCAGACGAGAGCUUCCGAUGGGCGCCAUGCAUUGGCUUGACUUCGUCAGGGUAAGAAAUGUACAAAGGUCUUACACUGGAUAUGAGGGAGAGGUGCGUAUAAGAUGAUCAGGUCUGAAAAUUGAUGCAUUCAUUGCUGGCAUUUGCGGUUUUGAGAUAAUCAAAAAUUGCGGCUUCCGAGUCAAGGAAUCGACGAUGACUUGGACUGGCGACCGCUGCCUGCAUGUAAGAGUACUAGCUAUUCGAUGUUCAAGUUAAUGAGGUCAAUUUCAGAAGAUGGUUACAGGUACCCAGGUAAUAUUACGAAGACGGGACUCCUGUUCCCAGAGAAUUUCCAGUUGGUUGUGAUCCAAGA